Molecule: messenger RNA, 583 nt
Organism: Amphimedon queenslandica
Lineage: Eukaryota; Metazoa; Porifera; Demospongiae; Haplosclerida; Niphatidae
Product: ATP synthase subunit b', chloroplastic-like
Exons: 4
Source: RefSeq, a predicted model, not a curated record
AAGAGAAAUAGACCGUCUGACAUGUGUACUACAAGAAAGGGAAAGGGAACUAGAGGAGGAGAGAAGAGAAAAGGAACAAGUUAGAAACAGACUACAGCAACAACUUCAAGGAAGAGAACGACAACUUCAACAAGCACAGCAACAAGGACAAGAAAGAGAGAGGGAAAUUCAGCAGGCCAGAGAACGAGAGCAGGAUCUUCAGCGACAGCUUCAACAAGCACAACAACAAUUUCAAGAACAUUCUAUUAAUGUAGAAGAUUAUGAGAAACUGAAACUCAAAGUAGCUGAUAUAGAGGAACAAUAUCUCAAGGAGAAACAGGUCAUUAUUGCUGACAAUCAAAAUCUCAAAACUGACAUUUCUGAGAAAGACAAAGUUAUAGCCAAACUGAUAUCACAAGUAGAGGAACAAUCACAGAAUGAGAAACAGAUCAUUACUGACCUUAGAGCUAUAUUGUCUGUUAAUGAAUUGUAUACAACCAAAUUAAUGAAGGAGAAGUCACAACUACAGGAGAGAGUCACAUCCUUAGAGGAACAAUCCAUCAAAGAGACUAGUUCCAUUGGUAUUCAGUGUAUUGUUAAUUAG